AUUAAAUUAAAUUCCAGGAAGCAGUGCUAAUGACAGUCCUAACGAGUCGUGGGAGAGGCUACCAGCCCCAGCCUUUGGACAGCAGUGGUAGGGAGGACUAGGCAAUAAUGUGAACAAGGCAACAAAGCAGUGGCUCCUGGGGAUAGAAUCGAUUAUCAUUUCCCAGGCCUCCAAGGACCCUGGGCUUCCCAGAGGAGGUGGUCUUUGGAGGCUGUGUAUGUGGUAGGCAUAGUGACAGAUUGGACCGUGAGCUCUUCAAGGAUAAGAAGAAGGAGGAAGCUUAGUUCAGACCUUGGCCUGAAAGCCCUGAGUGCUCCCUGGGUUCCCUGUUAGGGCUUGCGCGGCUCCUUCCCAGUUAUAUCAGGAGUACCCUGAAUGCCAGGACCAGUUGGGUUUGCAGGGCUAGACAUGGGUCACUGGUUUGGAGAUACUGCUGCUACUACGUCAGCAUCUCCUGGGGACUUGGGAGCCCCCUGUAUGCCUUACUCCUCAGGGAUGCUUCAUGGCAGUCCCCUCUCACACCAUGUCCUCUUGUUCUCACUGUUCUGGCCAGGCUAGCUUCCUUUCUGGUUCAGGAACAUUCAGUUCCUUCCCACACGAGGGCCUUUGCACUUCUUGUUGCCCCUGCCUCACUCUAUACUGGCUUGUCACAUGACUGGUCCCUCCCCAGGAUUCAAAAUUCCCCUCCUCAGACUGUUUUCUCCUGCACACACCUCCCAGUGGCUCUAGUGUCACCCUCUUGAUUUCCUCUGAAACUGUAAAAUUCCAUUUCCCCGUUUACUUGUUCAGUGUGUGCUCCUCAAGGGCAGGGUCCCAGCCCGCCUCCCUUACCCUAGAGUUCUCCAUACAUUGGCACACAAUAUGUUCACAGUAAACAGUGGUUGAACAGAUGAUCCCUCCCUCUAGACCCUCCUGCACUCUACCCCCUGUCCCCUGACUCACACAGCCAUGUAUCAGGUUGGACCUCCUUGCCUAACCCAGAAACUUCUGGGCAAGGAGUACUGGGGCAUGAGUUCUCCAGGCCAAAGCCAAUGAUCUCUGAAGGGGGUGGAUGACCAGGAAGGGGGACCUUGGGCCCCAAGGCCACCAGGCUUGGGGCUGUUCCUCUCAGGGGCAAGAGAGGCCUGGGAAGAGAGGUCUGGCAGGGAGGGGGGAGGGGGGCAGGAUGGUUGACUCUAAUCUCAGAACUGCUGCUAGACUAAGAAGCAGGAAGGGGAAAGUGCAGGAGAUGGACCAGGAGGUGGAGCCUCACCCAGAGCUGAGCUGCAAGAGGGAGCAAGAGAUCUGCAAACGGAAGCUGCCAAGGCCCUGUCUGCAAGGCUGUGAUUUGGUGGUCACAGGUCCUUGGCCAGAGGUUCUCUGCCACCUAGAAGCCAUGGAUGUGGGGUAGUCAGGAUCCUGGACUCUGGGCAACCUAGGGUCCUGCCUGGUCCUGGACUUUGGGCAGAGACACACAUACCCACCCUGAAACUGCCUUUGGGGAAGUGCUGGCAGCUUCCCCUUCCUGAAUACUGCAGGCUAGGGCGUCAUAGUCCACUGAGGGGGGUCUCCUCACCCUGCUCAGGGAUGGUGCUUGGUAGGAACUCAGGACAAGCUGGACCUGCUCUGUGGCCUGUCGUGAGCCCCAAGGCUGUUCUUCCUAUAGGGGUGAGCCAGCAGCUUCCACUUUUCCAUUCUAACUAGAGGGCCACCCUCAGCUUUGCUGAUAUCAUUUCAGUGUCCUUUAUGGUCUAGUCCAAGUGGUACUGGGCUGGUGGGCACAGGGACAAGUCUUGCCUCUGGUGCUCAUGAGGCCCUGGCUAGGCAGUCACCCUUUGCCCCCAAAAUGACCUCUCCUGAAAGGACCCUGGACUCCUGAGUAUGAAGGAACCAGGAUGCCUGUGACAUACCUCACUGGGUGACUGUGGAUGGGUCCUGGCCCAUUCUGAGUCAGUUCACUCAGCUGCAAAGCAAGAGGUGCUGGGGAGUCAGGGAAGAGCACCAUCGUCAAGCAAAUGAAGAUCAUCCACGAGGAUGGCUACUCCGAGGAGGAAUGCCGGCAGUAUCGGGCGGUCGUCUACAGCAACACCAUCCAGUCCAUCAUGGCCAUCGUCAAGGCCAUGGGCAACCUGCAGAUUGACUUUGCCGACCCCUCCCGAGCGGACGACGCCAGGCAGCUGUUUGCACUGUCUUGCACUGCCGAGGAGCAGGGUGUGCUCCCUGAGGACCUGUCUGGCGUCAUCCGGAGGCUCUGGGCUGACCACGGUGUGCAGGCCUGCUUUGGCCGCUCAAGGGAGUACCAGCUCAACGACUCAGCCGCCUACUACCUGAAUGACCUGGAGCGCAUCGCACAGAGUGACUACAUCCCCACGCAGCAGGAUGUGCUACGGACCCGCGUGAAGACCACGGGUAUCGUGGAGACACAUUUCACUUUUAAGGACCUACACUUCAAGAUGUUUGAUGUGGGUGGUCAGCGGUCGGAGCGGAAGAAGUGGAUCCACUGCUUUGAGGGCGUCACAGCCAUCAUCUUCUGCGUAGCCUUGAGCGCCUAUGACUUGGUGCUAGCUGAGGACGAGGAGAUGAACCGCAUGCAUGAGAGCAUGAAGCUGUUUGACAGCAUCUGCAACAACAAGUGGUUCACGGACACAUCCAUCAUCCUCUUCCUCAACAAGAAGGACCUGUUCGAGGAGAAGAUCACACAAAGCCCCCUGACCAUCUGCUUCCCUGAGUACACAGGGGCCAACAAGUAUGACGAGGCAGCCAGCUACAUCCAGAGUAAGUUUGAAGACCUGAAUAAACGCAAAGACACCAAGGAGAUCUAUACGCACUUCACGUGCGCCACAGACACCAAGAACGUGCAGUUUGUGUUUGAUGCCGUCACUGACGUCAUCAUCAAGAAUAACCUGAAGGACUGCGGCCUCUUCUGAGGGGCAGCGGGGCCUGGCAGGAUGGGCCACCGCCGACUCUGCUCCCCCAGCCCCUGAGGAAGAUAAGGGCAAGAAGACCACGCUCCCCGCCUGUCCCCUGGCCGCUUUUCCCCUAUCUUCUCUCUGUUCUCAGCUCCCUAUCUCCUCCUUCAGCUCCAGACCUAGGGGAGGGGUUGCUCUAGGCCUCCCUGUUUGAAGCCUUGCCUUUUCUGAGGUGCCAGGAAUGGCCAUGAUACCCCCUUUCUGGGCAUCUGUUCUGGUUUUUUAACCAUUGUCUUGUUCUGUGGGGGGGAGGGGAGCACAUGCUGAGUCCCCCAAGGCUUGUGUCUGGAGGGGCACCCAUUUCUCCAGCCUGGACCCCUGGCUUUGCCUAACACCAGCCCCUGCCCCAGCCCAAGUCCAAAUGUUUACAGGGAGCCUCCUGUCCACCCCACCCCACAGCCGCUUGGAGGCCCCAAAGGAAAAAGCACAAGAAGCGUGAAACGCCACCAUUCCUGGAGACCACAGUCCACCUGCUCAUUCUCGUAGCUUUUUAAAAAAAUGAAAGUAAAGGAAAAAAAAAAAACUGCAAACCUAGAAAACUUUUUGAGAAAAACUAUUUAAAAUUGUCAGAUCCUGACCAGCACCCACCCAGCCCCCCUUCCAGUGACUCUGUGCCUUGAGUGUGUCUGCGUGUUUACACCCAUGCCCCUGCUGGCCGCCCCGUGUGAGCGGCACCCCUGCCCUGCCCUCCACAGAAUUGGGUUCCAAGGGCUGUUCCAGACAACUGCCAACAUCACUGAGGGCCCUGCCCCAGCGGCCCUGGGCCCAGUCUCCAUUAACCUAAAUGUAGCUCCGUAGCGCUAACCUAGGAACCGCCGCUGCCUGCUGAGGGGCCGUGCCCUCAUGCCCUCGCCCCAGGCCCGGGGCAUUCAGCGUUGAACACUUCCUUGCUUUUUUCACAUGUUUUAUGGAAUUGUUCACCUGGUUUGAAAUAAUAAAAUGUAGAA
This is a messenger RNA of Propithecus coquereli (Coquerel's sifaka), 3895 nucleotides long. RefSeq names its product guanine nucleotide binding protein (G protein), alpha inhibiting activity polypeptide 2 (gene GNAI2). Gene Ontology annotation, biological process: gamma-aminobutyric acid signaling pathway; adenylate cyclase-modulating G protein-coupled receptor signaling pathway. Bases 1995 to 2906 code for a protein of 303 amino acids. Gene Ontology annotation, cellular component: heterotrimeric G-protein complex. The record is from RefSeq and is a predicted model, not a curated record. The transcript is spliced from 9 exons. Gene Ontology annotation, molecular function: GTPase activity; GTP binding; G-protein beta/gamma-subunit complex binding. NCBI's taxonomy places the organism in Eukaryota, Metazoa, Chordata, Mammalia, Primates, Indriidae.